AUGCUAAGAAAUAUGCUGCAGGUAGUUCUAAUUUUGGCGAUCCUGCCACUAAUUACGAAGGCUGACGAUGCUGAAGAUGGUCUCCAUAAGUACCGAGCUUCUCCAAAACUCACGGGUCCUGCAAAGCUCUUACACGAUCCCGCGGAUUCCACACUGAAUACUUUGGAUGAGGCCCUGGAGAAGAUAUCCACGAUCUAUAUGCAAGCAUUGUUCGCUGGAACCCAUACUCCGGAAUUAGAAGCUCCACUAAGAACCCUAGAAAUGGAGCUGUUCGAUCUGCUGGACCAGCUCUAUAAGCAGAAUCGUCUCAAGGACUAUAUGAAGUACGAAGCGGAAGUGACGCGACAAAUGAUAAUCUACAACAUGCUCAAGAGAUUGUUUGGCUACACUCAGGAUGUUGUGGAAGUUGAGGCUGGGACUAUCUAA
This is a messenger RNA of Drosophila biarmipes, 426 nucleotides long. RefSeq lists its product as uncharacterized. NCBI's taxonomy places the organism in Eukaryota, Metazoa, Arthropoda, Insecta, Diptera, Drosophilidae. The coding region runs from base 1 to 426 and encodes 141 amino acids. The transcript has a single exon. The record is from RefSeq and is a predicted model, not a curated record.